AUGGCACCCGUACGGUCUGUUUCGUCUUCCUUUCCUUCUCUAUCCGUCGACAUGCCCGCUGAUGACCACCCCAGAUUUCGCCAUGACCCCAGCUGGUCCUAUCACCAAGGUGUAGCCGGUUCGAUGCUCAAAGCUUUCCUCCGUACCUUUACUGCCCUACACAUGAAAUGGCCGCUAUCUCUCAAGCCACACCACGAGUCGGAUCGAUUCGUGUUGAUUAACCCUGCCACCCGGGAGUGUUACACCGGAGUGAUGGUGGAUGAGGCCGUCAAACCCGAGACCAUCGGUGCCACCUGGUAUCCUGAGCCCUUUACUCGCGGCACCUCUCUUCCGGAUGGCGAAUAUGUUAUCUUGCACCUCCACGGUGGUUCUUACAUUCUGGGUGACGGUCGCUCCUCCUCCUGUAACUUUAUGGCCCAGACCCUCCUCGAACAGACUCCCGCCAGCUACAUGCUCUGCCCCCAGUAUCGACUCGCCUGCAACCACAACGGACGGUUUCCGGCUCAACUGCAGGACGCACUUGCAGCAUACGUGUAUCUCAUUCACACCCUCCACAUCUCGCCCUCUCAAAUCGUACUCAGCGGCGACAGCUCCGGCGGUCACCUCGUCCUGGCGCUUCUCCGGUAUAUCGUCAAUUUCAACCGGCCAGAUUUGUUACCAGCGCCGAAAUGCAGCUGGGCCUGGUCUCCUUGGUGCGACGUACCUGCUGCAGUCGACCCCAGUGCCUGGACGCACAGCACCAACUACAAAACCGAGUAUAUACCAGGCUCUUUCCCAGCCUGGGGAGCGAGACAGUUCCUUGGCGAUUUGGACAUUACUCCAGAAGUUGAGCCCUACGUAGCUCCCAUUUGGCAUCCGUUUGUUGUUCCCUCGCCGGUGUUGGUCAUCACCGGCGGUCGCGAGGUUCUUUGUCAAGAUCACAAAAGGCUGGCACAAGAGUUUCAAAAGCUGCCCGGGAAUGAGACAUCCAUUGAUUUGGUAGUGGAGGAGAAGGUACCGCAUGAUGUGUUGAUGAUUGGGUGGAUUAUGGGAUUCAAGGAUGAAGCCCGUCAUUGCGCUACCAAGGCUGGGGAAUUUCUCCAUCGGGUGCACUCGUCAUCUGGUAGCAAGGAAGCCGAUGCUCAGAUGUGA
This is a messenger RNA of Aspergillus luchuensis, 1131 nucleotides long. RefSeq lists its product as uncharacterized. Bases 1 to 1131 code for a protein of 376 amino acids. Gene Ontology annotation, molecular function: hydrolase activity. Lineage: Eukaryota; Fungi; Ascomycota; Eurotiomycetes; Eurotiales; Aspergillaceae. The record is from RefSeq and is a predicted model, not a curated record. The transcript has a single exon.